Taeniopygia guttata (zebra finch) is the source of this 3159-nucleotide messenger RNA. It is a transcript of the gene UBA5, whose product is annotated as ubiquitin like modifier activating enzyme 5. Gene Ontology annotation, cellular component: cytosol; cytoplasm. The record is from RefSeq and is a predicted model, not a curated record. Gene Ontology annotation, molecular function: UFM1 activating enzyme activity. Gene Ontology annotation, biological process: protein ufmylation. NCBI's taxonomy places the organism in Eukaryota, Metazoa, Chordata, Aves, Passeriformes, Estrildidae.
UCCCGGAAGCUCCCGGGCCGGGCGCGGACGCGGACGUGUCGCUGCCAUGGCGGAGCCGGCGCGGCUGGAGCGGCUGGAGCGGCGCGUGCGGGAGCUGGAGGAGGAGCUGGCCCGGGAGAGGCGCGGGCGGGCAGCGGCGCGGGCCCGCAUCGACACCAUGAGCGCCGAGGUGACCGACUCCAACCCCUACAGUCGCUUGAUGGCAUUAAAAAGAAUGGGAAUUGUCAAAGACUAUGAGAAAAUCCGUACCUUCACAGUUGCAGUAGUAGGUGUAGGGGGCGUUGGCAGUGUGACUGCUGAAAUGCUGACAAGGUGUGGCAUUGGUAAGCUACUUCUGUUUGAUUAUGACAAAGUGGAACUGGCAAACAUGAACAGACUCUUCUUCCAACCUCAUCAAGCUGGAUUAAGUAAAGUGCAAGCAGCAGAACAUACUUUGAGGGAUAUUAAUCCUGAUGUUCAGUUUGAAGUACAUAACUACAACAUCACAACACUGGACAACUUUGAGCACUUCAUGGAUAGAAUAAGUAAUGGUGCACUGGAGGAAGGGAAGCCUGUGGAUCUGGUUCUGAGUUGUGUGGACAACUUUGAAGCUCGCAUGGCCAUUAACACGGCCUGCAAUGAACUCGGACAAAUCUGGAUGGAGUCUGGAGUGAGUGAAAAUGCAGUGUCAGGACACAUCCAGCUGAUCAUCCCUGGUGAAUCCGCUUGUUUUGCGUGUGCUCCUCCCCUGGUAGUAGCUGCAAAUAUUGAUGAGAAGACAUUGAAACGAGAAGGAGUUUGUGCAGCCAGUCUUCCUACAACCAUGGGUGUUGUGGCAGGAAUGCUUGUGCAGAAUGUUCUCAAAUACCUGUUAAAUUUUGGUACUGUGAGUUACUAUCUUGGUUACAAUGCAAUGCAGGAUUUCUUCCCAACUAUGUCUAUGAAGCCGAACCCCCAAUGUAGCGACCACAAUUGCAGAAAACAGCAAGAAAAUUAUAAGAAAAAAGAAGCUGCAAGACCAAAAGAAGAAGUAAUUGAAAAGGAAGAAGAAAUAGUACAUGAAGACAAUGACUGGGGCAUAGAAUUAGUAUCAGAAAUUUCAGAAGAUGAGCUGAAGGCUGCAUCUGGCCCAGUACCUGAGCUUCCUGAGGGAAUUAGUGUAGCAUAUACUAUCCCAGACAAGGAAGAGAAUUUAAUAACUGGGGAGACAGUAGCAGAGUCUGAAGAAAGCCUAGAAGAACUCAUGGCCAAAAUGAGAAACAUGUAGAAAAACAAAUACUAAGUGCAACUUUCAUGAGUUUGGAUGGACAUUGGAUUUUGAGAAGACCAGACUUCUUACUUUUUUUCCUUUUUUUUUUUUUUCCUCCAUUGAAGCUUACCUUUUCUGAUGAAACAGAACAGUUACAGGGGCAGGAAGGACACAGAGUUACAUGUUUAUAUUCUGUUUUCUCAUCAUGUCUUUAUUAACAGAUAGAGCUGUGCUACUGUAAAUUUUAGUUUCUCAGCAUUGCUAGUGUCCAGAUAUUCAGUGGCAAAUAAAAGGACCUGGAUAAACUAAAAAAGCAGGCACAGCACAUUAUAUAGCCUAUCAUGUACUAGGACUGAGUGGGUGAAGGGCAGAUGAUAAUGCCUCUCUCAUAUUGCUGCUCCUGAGUUUCCAGGCACUUUACUUGGUUGUCAUUCACUGGUCUAAAGUCUUGGCAUGGAUUGUGCUGUGGCUACUUUUUCUGAGUAAUGAGAACAUAUAAGCCUUUUCAUCUGCCUUAAAUAUCCCUGAGAUGGAAUUUUCUUUGUCAAUGCAGCUUUACUCCUGCUUGUCCUUAAACAGCUGCCUAGGUUUUGUAUGUGAUGUUUUUGAGUAUACUGUAAGAAGGUGAAGUCUUUUGUUAUUAUUACAUUAUUAGCAUGCCACUAUUUUGUCUGGCAGAUACUUUUCAUGACAAAAUUAUGAUCAGCAUUUUUAAAAAAAGGGAGAGAAAAGACUCCCUUUUCAGAAGUCUAAAUAUUUUUGUUGGUUACUGGAAGUCUAACUAUAAUUCUCACUCCCCUUCACAUGGGCUAUAUUAAGUCUGAGUUUGCAUAGAAAGUCUUCUAAAAUAAGAUGCUAUAAAUUUUUAGUUUUGCAAAUAUUUUCAUUUGAGUAGCUCACCUGUUGUAUUUGUCUUGUAAAUGACAUAAGUACAGUCAGAAAACCUUUUAAAUGGACACGUGUUAAACUGACCUGUAAAUAUUUGCAUCCUGGGGCACCAGUACCCUGCAGAACUGGAAGGAUCAGUUUCAAAUAUUUUAACUACUGUGGGCAUCUGAUCCAGAACUUGUUAAUUAUUUCAGCCCUGGAAGUAUAAUACAAAUACUUCCAAAUUGGGCUCCUCAAAAAACUUUUCCACAAUUUGAUGCAGCCAACAUAGAGCCAGCUAGUAAUGGCAGUAGUAGUAGUAUUCCACUAAAAAGAAAAGAGACAGCAAUACCAUGGUGGUGCUUCUGUUUGUUAGGGCAGCUGAAUGAAUACCUGUUAGUUAUACUAAUAAUUAGUUUAAAAAAUGUUUCAUUUCUAAGUAAUGGUUACAAAAUUCAAAAUCAGUUUCCUCCACAGCUGACAUCAUAUUAUAUUAUACACAGAACAAUAAUUUCUAAAACCAGUGAAGGAGAUUUUGGGUGGUUUUGAGUGUGGGGCAUUAUACUGUAAAAUUGAAGUGGCUUUUUCGGAUUGAGUUCUCUUUUGGAGAAACCAGGUUUUAGAAAUGAACUGCAAAGAAACAGGAAAUAGAUUAAUGAGACCAUUAAAAAGGUAGAUACUUGAAUCUGUGUCACUAAGUCGACAUUAGCUUGAUCCACUGUCAAUUUUUGUGUUACAUUUCUACGGGACUUUCACCUUUCUGUUGGGAACAAUAGAAGUCAGGUGCACAGCUGUGUGGAUCUGGAGAUCCUGAGGCAAACGGCCGACUCAUUUCUACAACAGCUCAGUUCAUCCUGACUCCAAACUAUUUGGCUGCUAUCACAGGAUUGACAGCUUAUGAGGGGCAACUUCAAGUACACUUUUAUGAGGGAAUUAAUACAUUUUUGUAUGCCCUGUUAGAGAGUACAGAAAAUGGUUCCUGUGUUACUUUAGACUUUGAACUUGUAUAUACAAGAAGAAUUUGAAAUAAUCAGAAAAUAAAUAAAAGAUGAUUUAUGUGUCAA